Syngnathus acus (greater pipefish) is the source of this 1259-nucleotide messenger RNA. RefSeq names its product coiled-coil domain-containing protein 134-like. Bases 401 to 1090 code for a protein of 229 amino acids. The record is from RefSeq and is a predicted model, not a curated record. NCBI's taxonomy places the organism in Eukaryota, Metazoa, Chordata, Actinopteri, Syngnathiformes, Syngnathidae. The transcript is spliced from 8 exons.
AUAACCACUCCGGAACGAAACCGUCACCUGAGCUGAGUGUCCGUUUGCUGUCAUUCUUCGGAGGGAAGCCUGCUGGUGCGAUCGUGGCAUCAGUCGAGUGGAGCAGCGGCAAGCGCUGUCCGUAUGUAAAUGAACCACUGCAGCCAAGUGUGUGCGUGUGUUUUUUUCCACUUGAGGAUCUUCGUGGAUGAAGUGACUGUCCAGCCAAGCACUUCGGCGUGCUGAAAUUCAAGAUUAGUGCGGAUAGAGAUUCAAAAAAAGGAGCAUUUCAACGCGGAGAUUGUCAUCGCCUGGACUUGAGCACACUCCACUGGCCUUGAAGGUAAACACACUGAAUUGGAGCAGCAGCUGAAGCACAGCUCAACAAGGUUUUUGGCAUCCUGCCGCCUCCUUACUGACCAUGCGGAGUGUGUGUGUGACGUUCCUGGCGGCGGCGCUCGCCUCCCUCAGCUCGGGAGACACUGACGCACACAGAGCGAAACACGACACCAACUUUGAGCUCUAUAAGCGCUUGUUUGAGACAAAAAGAAAAGAUCAGCUCAACGCACUCAAGAAUCUGGUGGAAUUGAAUGAUAUUAACCAGCAAUAUAAGAUAAUCGACAUCAUGCUGAAAGGCCUUUUUAAGGUUUUGGAAGACUCCAGAGAAAUCCUGGUCUCAGCCAACAUGCAGCCCAACGACCCGUUCCCUCUGGAUGAUAAAAUCAAAGAAGCUUAUUCCCACAUAGUGGAAAACACAGCAUUUUUUGGCGACGUGGCGCUGCGCUUUCCGCGCAUUGUUCACCAUUAUUUUGACCGGAACGCUGACUGGGGUGGACUGCUUCGCUGGGGGCUUCAUUUUUGUAACCAGACUGGAGUUUUCACAGGAGGAGCCCAUCAACAUGUCCUUUCACUGAUGUCGCAGGAACUGGGAAUAAUCGAAAAAUCUCCAGACUUUAUCAACCCUUACCGGACAGAAAGAGAUGAUGUCCUUCACACUGCGGAGGCCUUCCAGAAGAUCCUGAGGGAGGAAGAAAAGAGGAGGAGGAAAGAGGAGAAGAGGAAAGAAAUCCGAAAAGGCCCUCGCAUAUCUCGCUCCCGCGGCGAGCUAUAGCAACAUACCUCAACAAGGCUUAGUGAAGAGGGAGAAACAAGAAGGGAACAUGCAAUUCAAAAAGGUUUACCUCGCAGACUCUGAUUACAGAGUAAGAAAAGUGGCCGUCACGAAAGACGUGUAUCGAGGAAGAUCAUACAAAACAUCGACGUGAUGUUUAAAAAAAAAA